Messenger RNA from Haliotis rufescens (red abalone), 2795 nucleotides. RefSeq names its product toll-like receptor 4. NCBI's taxonomy places the organism in Eukaryota, Metazoa, Mollusca, Gastropoda, Lepetellida, Haliotidae. The transcript is spliced from 2 exons. Gene Ontology annotation, molecular function: protein binding; transmembrane signaling receptor activity. The coding region runs from base 168 to 2729 and encodes 853 amino acids. Gene Ontology annotation, cellular component: membrane. The record is from RefSeq and is a predicted model, not a curated record. Gene Ontology annotation, biological process: immune response; toll-like receptor signaling pathway.
GUUUGUGUUAGGCGGAAGUAUUUCUACAGUUUCACUUAAGCAGGGUCACAAGUGGUGAUGAUUUGUUUGGAUUCAGUGCGAGGAGCGUGAUAGCAGGCUCCAACUAAAACUGACAACAAGAACUGCAACACGGAACAGACCUGAGGUCAUUUCAAACUGCCUCCACAAUGAAGAUCAUCUGUGGCCUUAUCCUGACACUAACUGUGACCUCUUCUACAAGCCAGAAGACAUGUCAAAUAAAGCCAGACCCCCAGCUUGGUGGCAGCCGUGUUGACUGUCAGAACCUCAACCUUACCUCUGUUCCUGGUGAUCUCCCUCCCAACACUGUCAGUCUGGAUCUCAGCGGGAACAACAUAACGGUUCUCAGGGACCAGGCGUUUGUGCGUCUUCCCCGAUUGUUGUAUUUGAACAUUGUAAACUGUCAAGUAUCACGGUUGGAAGCAAACGCAUUUAAAAGUUUAUUCCUCCUUCUCAGUUUACGCCUUAAUAACAAUAAUCUCCAACUGGACAAUCACACCUAUCCAGAAGAUGUCUUCCGUCCUCUACAAAGUCUUACAGAGUUGAACAUUGGUAACAACGACUGCCGUAUAAGAGGAACUACUCCGGAUUGGAUAUUCAAAUGGUUAAUACAUUUAGAAACACUGACAAUUGAUACGUUCCAACGAGAAAUAUUUGGAAGUGGAUUUGGGUAUUUGCAAAAACUGGUAACUUUGAAUAUAGGGACUGGAUCUGAUGAUGACUGUAUUUACAGUGCUAUUACCGUUUUGCAAAACCACACAUUCUCCGUUUUUGAGAAUACAUCUGUACAGGUGCUGAAUGUAAAAGAUUCCAAACUUCUUGCAAUUCAUGCUGGAGCAUUUCUACCUUUCAAAAAUAUUUCCAAAAUAGUUCUGGAAAACGUAAUGACCUUACCAACUGCUAUGGCUCUACGUGCGUUCUAUGGCCUUAAUGGUAAAAACGUAUCUCAAGUUCUCAUGAGAAAUUCCAACAAAUAUGUCAGUCUAAAUCGAAACCUUCAAAGCCAGCUUAUAACCAAGGAAACACUAAUUUAUCUGACACAUAUUUGCAUCGAACAUCUGGAUCUCAGCUAUAGCCACAUUAUUUACCUUGACGAAAACUUCCUUCUAAUCAUUUCGCGUUGCAUAAAAUAUCUAGAUUUGUCAAAUAACAAUAUUUUGGGGAAUACAUUUAUAUUUUUCCAAAUGAGUUUAUGUAAAAAUCUGUUGUUUUUAGAUGCUUCUGGUCAAAGUAAAUUUAAUAAACGCAGGUAUGACUUAGGACAAGGCAAUUUAAACUCUCAGUUUAAAGUGACUGAAAACGGACUCUAUAAUCUUUAUAGGCACAGAAUUAGUCCCGAAAAUUGUUCUGUAUCAAAGUUAGAAUCAGUAGGGGCGGGAAUACGUUUUCCUCCUAAUCUACGUAUCUGUAUAUUAAGUGGAAUAACUCGUUAUUUUGGGGAGUUUUUUAUAACGGGUAUUACAGGUUCGGCACAUUUAGCAAAAUUAGAUCUGUCCUACAAUGGAGCAUGGGGCUUUGUAAAGCAAAUUAACGGGUUGAGCUUCUUAAAUGAAGUCGAUCUUUCUGGCAAUGAAGGUAGGGGGAUGACAAAAGAUUUCUUGCUCUCAUUUCCAAAUAUGACGUCUCUUGCAUUGAACAAUAUGGGUUUCGACAAGGAAACACUCAGAAGAGGAGGGUCAGUACUGGAGGGACUAAAGACGAUGCAUGCUUUACGUUAUUUAGAUAUAGUAGGGAAUGACAUACGGUAUAUGGAUAUGGGUUCAAUCAGGACACUGAUCAGUCUGAAUGUGUCCAGAAAUAACCUUGUGUCUGUUCCUUUUGAACACAAUGACCUGCCUGACCUGCACAUCCUGGACCUAUCAGUGAACUCCAUCACCUACUUUGACGACGACACAAUGGAUAUGUUGGAGAGUCUCGGACAGAAGAACAAGCUGGUCCUGAGGCUGAAGGGAAACCCUCUCUCCUGCUCAUGCCAUUCUCUCUUGUUUGUUCGGUGGAUAUUUUCAUCGUCGGUUACCUUUGACAGCAAUGGGAACUAUUCAUGUGUUACUGAAUAUGGUGCUCUUACAACAACCCACACAGUGUACAACGAGUUUAAUUACCACUGGACUUCAUGUCAAGGUCGAUUUUGGCUGCCAGUCUCCAUAACACUGAUGUGUUUAAUAGCUCUUCUACUUGUGUCUGCCAUGCUGGUGUCACGGAACUGGACAAGGAUUGCACAUCACAUUUUGGUACUCAUGGGUCGUGGGAUCCAGCGGGUCACUAGACAAAACUUCAACAAAGAUGCUUACGUAGCCCACUCGGAUGAAGAGCUUCAGUUUGUUAUGCAAGAUCUACGUAUAGGACUGGAGGAUCUACUUGGACUGAAGCUUAUUCUGCCCCACAGAGAUUUCCUACCUGGUCAGUUUGUAGCUGACCAUGUUGUAGAAAGCAUUAACAAAAGCUGGAAGACAGUACUGGUUGUGUCCGACGAUUUCCUGGAUGACCCCUGGUCCUACUUUAUCAUUAAGUCAACAGCUUACUACAUUUCCAACCUCAACCCUAACAGAGUGAUUCUGCUCAUGGUGGGAAACGUGAACCGUGGUCGACUUCCUGAACUGCUGCUGAAUGUAACUGACGAGGAGGAUAUCAUCCAACUUGAUGACUUCCCUGAUCCUCACAGUGAUGUAUGGGUCCAUGUAAGGGACAGAAUUCUGACACAAGCAGUAUAGGUUGAAUGCAAAAUAUGUCACUGACUAAAACCCUUUUUGUGUAGUAUAAAUCAUCUGGUUCUGUCA